ACUGACGUUCCUAUCGCGAGGUUAUCACAUUAGCUUGGUUAGUUAAGCUAGCCGCGAAAAAGCUUGACUGUGUAGCCGCAGUUUACAGUUUUAUUCUUCUUUUAGCACUGAAAAGGACAACGCGCAUAGUUGGUUUGAUUUGUCUUGUCACGUCUGCAAGAAAGGACAAACGUCGGGCCUUGUGUUUGCACGGAUCCCAAUGAUGAGUUAUGCUGAAAAGCCUGAAGACAUCACAAAAGAAGAGUGGAUGGACAAAUUAAACAAUGUACAUAUUCAGAGGGCGGACAUGAAUCGGCUCAUUAUGAAUUACCUGGUGACAGAGGGGUUCAAAGAGGCUGCGGAGAAGUUCCGGAUGGAGUCUGGGAUCGAGCCGAGCGUGGACCUGGACUCUCUGGAUGAAAGGAUAAAGAUUAGAGAGAUGAUCUUGAAGGGACAGAUACAGGAAGCUAUUGCACUCAUCAACAGCCUACACCCAGAGCUGCUUGACACCAAUCGAUACUUGUAUUUUCAUCUGCAGCAGCAACAUUUGAUUGAGUUAAUCAGGCUAAGGGAGACUGAGUCAGCGUUGGAGUUCGCCCAGACACAACUGGCCGAGCAGGGGGAGGAGAGCCGCGAGUGUCUGACAGAGAUGGAGAGAACACUAGCCCUGUUGGCCUUUGACAACCCAGAGGAGUCGCCCUUUGGAGAUCUGCUCAAUAUGAUGCAGCGGCAAAAGGUGUGGAGCGAGGUGAACCAAGCUGUGCUGGACUAUGAAAACAGGGAGUCGACGCCCAAGCUGGCUAAACUCCUGAAGUUACUGCUGUGGGCACAGAACGAGCUGGACCAGAAGAAGGUGAAAUAUCCCAAAAUGACUGACCUUAGCACGGGCACCAUCGAGGACCCCAAGUGAACAUAACAGACAAGAACAACCACCUUCCACGUCCCCUUAAUUUAUGAUCAGUCAGUGACUGUGUGACAACCAGGUAACAUAUAUGUAUAAACAAAUGCUACAUUGUUUUUUCAUGUUUCAUUCAGGAGAGUCAAGACUUCACUCAUUGUGCAGACUGUAAAUUGCUGUAAUUGCAAAGUGACAGAAAUUAUUUAGUUUAAAUACAGAUCCUGGAUUUUUAGAAAGAUCUCGGAGACAACAAAAUUCAAAUUGCUGUUUUAUAUUUUGUCUUUCUAAAGCCUAAGCCAGUAAGUAGUAUUAUUUAUUGUGACAAUUUUUCCCCACCGUAACAUUAUUUUGCCAGAAAGAGAGUGGGUGGUAUAAAUGAAUAAUGUUAAUACUGUGGCGUGUGUGGAGCCUAAAUAUAGGCUGCAGAGGAUGGAAGAAAGUACGAUGGUAUAAAGUUUGCAGACACACAAUUAGCCUUUUUAGGGAAGAAAUGUUUCGAAUGAGAUCGAGGACGCUGCAGGACUGUAGAUGUAUCUUUGUUGACGUUUGAAAUCUAAAUUUCUUACCCAAAAUGUGACUAUUUUUCAAUUAAAUGGAAAGAUGGACUUUAUUCAUGUAAUACAGUUUUAAUUCAUGUUAAUAUUUCAGAAUUUUAUUUAGUAUGAUGUUGAAGUGAUUUGAAAAAGAAUCGACCACUUGCUUUCCACACAUGAAGAUCUGAUUGUAACUUUACAAUAUGUCUUUAUAUUCUGCUGGUCUCAUUUCACACGUGUGUGUCGGGGAGGGUGAAAUAGGUCCUGACUGACUGGUUGAAAUCAGAGAUGGUUUUCUUGCCGAGUUGCGCCCCGUUUGGCUUCUUCCCAGCCUAGGGUAUGCAUUGCCCCCCAACGUGCUCCAAAUGAUUAAAUUUGGUUUUAUGUUACAAGGGGUCCAGUUUAGAAUAAGCUCCAGCCAGUCUAAGUGAUAGAAGCACGAUUUAUACGCUGCUCGAGAGGAACGGCUGCUGCAACCAAGAAAAGCAAAUGAAUGACGGGGCUGUCAGUUAUUGCUUCUCUCUAGUUUGAAAACUCGCAUUUAAAAUCCAUUCAGACUAGAACAGAUUCUUCUGUUCAUCGGCUUUGUUCUGGUUAUCAAUAACAAUGAUCACAAGCAUUGAAAUUUUGAAUCUGAACUAACUGGCAUUUUGAAAAGAACUUUCUGUCCAUUUUGCCACUUUUAAAGCCGUUAGUAUUUUCACUUUAACUGCAUGUAAGUGUAUCUUUUUUUUUUCAAUGGGAAAAGGCACUUGUGCUUGUUUAUUUUGUUUAUUUUGUUUACUUUUAUAAAAAAAAAAAGACAAACUUGCUGCUAGUUGUCCAUCCUUAAUUUCUUUUAAAGGACCAGUGUGUAGGAUUUAGUGGCAUCUAGUGGUGAGGUGGCAGAUUGCAACCAACUGAAUACACC
Messenger RNA from Thunnus maccoyii (southern bluefin tuna), 2320 nucleotides. Its product is annotated as glucose-induced degradation protein 8-B homolog. Gene Ontology annotation, biological process: proteasome-mediated ubiquitin-dependent protein catabolic process; positive regulation of canonical Wnt signaling pathway. Gene Ontology annotation, cellular component: nucleus; cytoplasm. Gene Ontology annotation, molecular function: protein binding. The record is from RefSeq and is a predicted model, not a curated record. The transcript has 5 exons. Lineage: Eukaryota; Metazoa; Chordata; Actinopteri; Scombriformes; Scombridae. The coding region runs from base 200 to 889 and encodes 229 amino acids.